UUUACUAUAUGCUAAAAUUUCAAGCCAGUAUUAUUGCCAAAAAGUAGUGGUAUGUGGACUUUAGUUGACUUGAAGUAAGAAUGAUCAAAGUCUUCAUAUGGAAAACGAGCGGUCUGAAAUAAGCAUAGUUAAAUGUCUUUCGUCGUAUUGGAGCAAAGUUGUUUUCUCCAAUAAUUCAUCCUAAACCAGUUCAUUCAGAUUUCAACUCUACUGAAAUAAUUUUCUCUGUUCUUCUAUCACUAUGGGGAACUGUAUGUCCUUCCAACCUUCAUGUGAUGCGACGCUGGACCGUAUCAUUAGCGUCUUAUGUAGUAAAGGUUACAUUGGAAACCUCAAGAAGAAUCUCAGGGAUCUGCAAAGGGAAACGGAAGAUCUCAGAGCAAUUCAUGAUGUGGUGAAGAACAAAGUAGCUAGAGAGAAGGUAAAACAUCGACACAUGCUUAAACCUGUCCAGGUAUGGCUUACACGUGUUGAGAGCUUCAAUACACGGGUUGAUGAUACUCUUAGUACUAGUCCUGCUCAGCUUCAAAAGCUGUGUCUAUGUGGUUUGUGCUCAAAAAACGUAUAUUUAAGCUAUAACUAUGGGAGAAGAGUAUUCUUGUUGUUGGAAGAGGUUAAGAAACUAAAAUCAGAGGGUAACUUUCAAGAACUUACUGAGUUGACUAUGAUAUGUGAAGUGGUGGAGAGGCCUACUCGGACUACGGUUGGUCAGGAAGAAAUGCUCGAAACGGCGUGGGAAAGACUAAUGGAAGAGGACGUUGGAAUCAUGGGUCUGCAUGGAAUGGGUGGUGUAGGUAAAACUACCCUGUUUAAACAAAUCCACAACAAGUUUGCAACGAUGUCUGGUAAGUUCGAUGUUGUGAUCUGGAUCGUGGUGUCUCAAGGUGCAAGUAUCUCGAAGCUUCAAGAAGAUAUUGCACAGAAGCUACGUCUUUGCGACGACCAGUGGACACGGAAAGAUGAAAGUGAUAAGGCCGCGGAGAUGCAUAGAGUUUUAAAGGGGACUCGGUUUGUUUUGAUGCUUGAUGACAUAUGGGAGAAAGUUGAUUUAGAAGCCAUCGGAGUUCCGGAACCGACUAGAGAAAAUGGAUGCAAAGUAGCAUUCACCACGCGUUCUAAGGAAGUAUGUGGGAGGAUGGGGGAUCAUGAACCGAUGCAAGUCAAGUGUUUGGAAAGAGAUCAAGCAUGGGAGUUGUUUAGAAUCAAGGUUGGAGAGAGUACGUUAAGUAGAGAUCCCAACAUUGUCGAGCUUGCAAGGAAGGUCGCUGAAAAAUGCCAUGGUCUGCCUUUAGCGCUCAGUGUUAUCGGUGAGACAAUGUCAUAUAAAACUACGGUAGAAGAAUGGGAGCAUGCAAACUAUGUUUUGACAAGAUCCGCAGCAGAGUUUUCCGACAUGGAAAAUAAGAUUCUUCCAAUUCUGAAGUACAGCUACGAUAACUUGGCGGACGAACAUAUCAAAUCUUGUUUUCUGUAUUGUGCUCUCUUUCCGGAAGACUAUGAGAUAGUUAAAGAGAGUUUGAUAGAAUGCUGGAUAUGCGAGGGAUUCGUCGGGGAGUACCAAGUCUUGAAAAGAGCGGUGAAUAAAGGUUAUGAGCUACUAUGUACCCUUAUCCGUGCAAAUCUACUAACGGAGUUUGGUACAAUAAAGGUUGGGAUGCAUGAUGUGAUUCGAGAAAUGGCUCUAUGGAUUGCAUCGGAUUUGGGGAAACAGAAAGAGAGUUUUGUCGUGCAAGCUGGUGUCGGACUACAUGAUGUACCAAAAGUUAAGGAUUGGGGAGCUGUGAGAAGGAUGUCAUUAAUUGGUAAUCAUAUUAAAGAUAUAACACAACCUAUAAGCAUGUGUUCUCAACUUACUACUCUGCUCCUACAGAAAAAUGGUUUGGACUAUCUAUCAGGUGAAUUCAUCCAAUCUAUGCAAAAGCUAGUUGUUUUGGAUCUAUCUAGAAAUGACAUCAUUGGUGGACUUCCAGAGCAGAUAUCAGAGCUGACCUCCUUGCAGUAUCUUGACGUGUCCUAUACAAAUAUACGUCAACUGCCAGCUAGUUUCCGAGGGUUAAAGAAGCUAACUCACCUGAAUUUGACUGGUACAGAAAGACUUGGUAGUAUCCGAGGGAUAUCAAAGCUGUCGAGUUUAACAAGUUUGAAACUACUUAAUUCUAAAGUUCAUGGAGAUGUUAACUUAGUGAAGGAGCUGCAGCACUUGGAGCAUCUACAAGUCCUAACCAUUAGUAUAUCUACGGACGCAGGCUUGGAGGAACUGUUAGGCGAUCAAAGGCUGGCGAAGUGCAUCGAUUCUCUGAGUAUUCGUCGUCUCAAUAUUACCCUCGAUGUUCAGCUAAGACCAAUCUACUUAUCGUUGCUGAUGAGUAUGGAGAAUCUCCGUCACAUCAAUGUUACAAACAUUGAUGUCUCAGAGAUUGAUACCAAUGAAAACUGGAGGAAAAGCAAGAGAAACUCGUCUGGUUUACACAAUCCGACGGUUCCAUAUUUCUUCACCAACCUCUCCACCGUGGGGAUAGUUGACUUGAAUGGAAUGACGGAUCUCACUUGGCUGCUGUUUGCUCCGAAUCUUGUCAAACUCCACGUUGGAAAUUCAGAAGAAGUGAAAGAGAUUAUAAACAAAAAGAAAGCGAAAAAGGUUACAGGUAUUUCACCACCUUUUCAGAAACUAGAAAUGAUAUUGUUGGAACUUGAAGGGUUGCCAAAGCUGGAGAGUAUCUACUGGACUCCUCUUCCCUUUCCAUUUUUGAAGAAAAUAGUGAAACUAGAGUGUCCCAAGCUGAGAAAGCUUCCGUUAAAUGCUACAAGCGUCUCACGAGUUGAUGAGCUUUCGAUAGUAAUGAAGCCUGAAGAGGAAGCUCAGCUUGAAUGGGAGGACGAAGAUACCAAAAAUCGUUUCUCGCCUUUAAUCAGUCUGGGCAGAGAGAUGUAAACACCUUUCAACCUGGCUCCAGGCUAUAUCUGAUGUUUUCUCUUCCAGUUUCUUGAUGCGUUGUUGUUCAUUUGGAUUAUUGUACCAUUUGCUUUUCCUUUGCAUACGAGUGUCUUGUGUUGUUCACUUAAAAUAUGUUAUCAUUCUCCAUUUGUAUAACGUAAGACAUUGUAUCACUUGAAAUAUGUUAUCAUGUGAUGCCUGCACUUUUACUGAGGAUUUUGA
Molecule: messenger RNA, 3157 nt
Organism: Brassica rapa (field mustard)
Lineage: Eukaryota; Viridiplantae; Streptophyta; Magnoliopsida; Brassicales; Brassicaceae
Product: probable disease resistance protein At1g61190
Molecular function (GO): ADP binding
Source: RefSeq, a predicted model, not a curated record